This is a messenger RNA of Cladophialophora carrionii CBS 160.54, 4692 nucleotides long. RefSeq lists its product as uncharacterized. Gene Ontology annotation, molecular function: phospholipid binding; tubulin binding. The record is from RefSeq and is a predicted model, not a curated record. Gene Ontology annotation, cellular component: mitochondrion; cell cortex. Gene Ontology annotation, biological process: maintenance of protein location in cell cortex; dynein-driven meiotic oscillatory nuclear movement; establishment of mitochondrion localization. The coding region runs from base 1 to 4692 and encodes 1563 amino acids. The transcript is spliced from 2 exons. NCBI's taxonomy places the organism in Eukaryota, Fungi, Ascomycota, Eurotiomycetes, Chaetothyriales, Herpotrichiellaceae.
AUGGCAGCCGCAGCGGUAGCAGGGAGCGAUGACUCCCUCAACAACGGCCUCCACGCGUCGGUCGAUGGCAUGACGGACCCUUUCGUGGACGAUGGCCAGUCGAGACACUCAUCUCACGCCCACCGCUACUCUAGUCUAGUCGACCCCGAAUCAAUAGCCCUCGGCGCAAGCAUGUCGCCAUCGCAUGUCAAGCGCAGUCUGGUGGCACACCUUGCUGAAACCGAACGCCGGCUACAAGAUACACAAAAGCUUGGAGAGUCUCUGCUCCUGCAGCAGUCGGAACUCAAUGACAAAUUGCGUGAAGUGGAAGAGCAGCAAGGCGAGGCGGAGAUUACUCCCGAACUGCGGCAACGACUGGCCGAGCUAGAGAAGGAACACAAUGAUGUUGGGAAGGAGAUCGCAAGAGCACUGCUGGGCCCCAAAUCUAGAGCUGUUAGUGGGGAAGAGAAGCCGGGAUUGGAGCCAUCAGUGUAUGCAAGCCAGGCGACGGCAUCUCCAUCGAAGGUAAUGGCUCCCAGUCGACGGCAACGGAAUCAGCCCAGCAAUCGUGGGGAUGAUCUCCAACUUGCCGCCGAUAUCAGUACCUCACUCCUCGCUCAAGUGCGCCAGCUCCAAAUGGCGGUGGCCGAACGAGACGAGCUUCUGAAGGAGGCCAAGUCGGAGCGCGAUCGGCUGGAGAAGGAAUCCGCCAUACAUACCCAGCGCCUGCGAGCUCUUGAUGAAAGCGAACAAAAGUAUAAGGACGAGAACUGGAAUCUGGAAACGCAAACCCACGAACUGCUUGCGGCUGCCCGUGAGGCUGCCGAUCGCGAAAAGCGGCUAAAUGCCACCUUGGCGACUACGACGGCGGAAAAGACCCGACUGCAAAGUGAGAUGGAUGAGAUCAGGGUUGCCUAUGAAAAACUGUCAACUGACCACGCAGCGGCCAAGAAGGCUCAUGAUUCCGAGCUGCAUACGCUCAAGCGUACAAUAGAUUUGGGCGAUAGUGACAGGUCAUCUCUACAGCACAAGAUCGAGGAGUUGACAGCCCAAAAUCAGGAACUCGCCCGAGCCGUUGCUGCUCGCAUCCGCACUGCCCAGCCGGAGAUGGCUCCUCUGACCGAUGAGCAAGAGGAGAGUCUGGAAGAUGUGGACCCCCUGGAACAAUCACCGCCCCCGUCACCUACGAAGGCUACUCCAAGACCUGGAGCGUUGGAGUCAGAGACGCUACGCAGCUCGCUACACCAUGCACACCGAAUGAUUCAAAACCUGAAGAACAACAUUCACCGUGAGAAGACGGAGAAGAUCGAACUCAGACGGAUGCUCCAGGACGCCAGGGACGAGCUUGAGCAACGGCGCGGAGACAGUUCCUUUGGAAGCGGGAACAAACGCCAGAAGACCAAGUCGGACACUUUCAAAAAGCAGAUUCGUCCUGACAUGCUGGGAGGCAGCCGGCGGGCUCGAACCGAUGUCGAGCUUGAAGAUGAAGACUGGGAAGAUCACACCGUCGACACGCCGACACAUGGGUUCGCUCCGAGGCAUCUGGCCGUGCCAGGCCGCGGCGAAGGCACCACAGACGCAAGCGAUGCAUACCAGACUGCCAACGAGACAGAAGGUAACUUCGAGACGGCGGAUGAAAGGCAGACCACGGAGAGCGAGGACUUCCAGACCGGCGCAGAAAGCCUGGCUGGCGACAGCACAGAUGAUCUCACCGAGACCGAAGAUACAGCCUCGCAUCGAGCAGGUCCUCGUCACGGUCCGAGACCGACUCUCACGUUCAGGGCUGCCGGCGAUCGGCAGUCAUACAUUAGCACUGCCUCUGAUGACGAUGAGCUCAAGACCCCUGUUGUCACUCAGACUCAUAAAUUCCGUCUCAGGAACGGGCGCCAAUCAUUGGCUCGGUCUAGGGUGCCUACUGAUAGUACUCCCACGAACUUGGACCCGGAAACUCCUUUGCAAGAUUCUCCAGCAACUGUCACGAGUGAACGCAGUCUACCUGCUGGACAAAGCCUGUUCGCAGAGUUGGGCGAACUUGAUGAAACCACCAGCUUCGGCACUCCAAGCAGAGUAGCUAGCCUCGCUUCGGCAACGUCGACGCCCGGCAUUCCUACCUAUACACCAAGCAGACGGGUCACUCAGCAAGAGGCGCCAAAGAGCGCUGUGAAGGUGGCAAUGGUUGAUGCUGGGACAAUGACUGAGGUGCCAGAGCCGGAACCAGGUCUUGUCGCACCCGUGGCUCCUGGGAACGUCACCGAAGUGCCUGUGGCCGACAACACCAGAGCGCAGUCGCCGCUUCCCUCCGACUUUCCCCUGCCUCCAACAGUUCCCACUUCGCCGGUCAAAAACACCGACCACAGCACUCAAUACACUCCGCAGACAAGUCCGAUCAGGAACACUGCUUUCAUCACUCCACCAAAGACUGUCUGGGAUGAGGCACAAAGUCCAGAAGCUGACCGCGUAGAAGACGUGGCUGCACCUCAGACACCUAUGCGAUUCGAUUAUUCCGGCCUGGUAAUGCACGACACCACGCCCGCGUCCCCCGACACCCCUCAACAUCUCCUGCCGCCCGAACAAAAGACCCUCACCUUCUCCACGAUUCAAGCUCAAGCGACUGAACCAACUCCCCCCAUACUCUCCUUUACCGGCGUCAGCGCUGCCACCCAAUCUGAUGACCUACCGGGCUCCCCUCGAAAGGCGGAGAAUACAACAGGAGCUGGUCUACUUGCUUCCGCUGCUGCUGCCUUGGGCUUCGCCAAACCCAAGGACAAUUCUGGCGCUGUGGUGGCGGAAGAUGAGACCAGUGAGCCUGAGAGGGUUAUGAAUCGGACGACCCCUGAAAAUGAUCUCCCUCUCCAGGACAUAUCUGGGAAUAGUGUCGCUUCGAAGGCGGUUACACCACGUCUAGACAAACAGGAUCAAGAACGACGGCUGCCGGUUACUGCCAGGCAUGACCAGUCCUCUCAAACACUCCUCACUGCCUCGCAGAUCGAGGAGGCACUCCGACCUAAGACCGCAGUCCCUAUUCCUCUUCCUGAACCUGCGCAGCCAGCACAGAGUGCCACGAGGCCGAUUAGCCCAACGCAGACAACAGAAGGGGCUCAAACCUAUGACCAGGAUGGCUUAGCCACAAUGAAGCAAACCGUAGAUCUUGGGCCAGCUGUUGCCGCCCCUAUGCCGUCGCCGGUCAAGCGCCCGUCGAGUGUGUCAAGCCGACGGACAUCCUUUACCGCAACACAUCCUCCUCUCCCGUCAGACCACAAGGAAGCCAUCGCCAAGGCUAGCGAACGUCCCCUAUCGCCGGCAAAAGAACUUAGCAGGGCGACGGUUAUGGGCCCGCCUCUUCUUCCCGCCUCGGCCAUGCGUCGACCUCGUACGCCUGGAGAAUCUGUGCGCUCGCCGACUCGGGACAGCAACGCUCCCAGAACCUCUAAUGUCAGUCGUACUCAACGUGGCACUGUCACGUCUCAGUUGUCUCAUCGUUCAUCGGUAUCAUCAUUUGCCUCUGAAAUUGACGAAAGAUUCAACAUGCACCGAGGUGGCCAAAUGUCCGCUCAUGGCUUCGGUACGGACCCAAGAAUCAUCCAGGCUAUCACCCAGACGAUGAUUGGCGAAUUUUUGUGGAAAUACACACGAAAGGCUGGCCGUUCUGAAAUGUCGGAGACGCGGCACCGUCGGUAUUUCUGGGUGCAUCCCUACACCAAGACACUGUAUUGGUCGGAUCAAGAUCCACAAACCGCUGGCAGGACAGAGCUGAAGGCGAAGAGCGUGCUGAUAGAGAGCAUCCAAGUGGUGCCAGACGACAAUCCCAUGCCACCUGGGCUUCACAGGAAGAGCCUGGAAGUGGUCACUCCGGGGCGACGUGUAAGAUUUACAGCAAGUACAGGCCAAAGACACGAGACCUGGUUUAACGCACUCAACUAUCUGCUCCUCCGUGGGGAGGAACAGCAAUAUUCUGCCGGCGGCAAUGACAUUACCAGAGAUGACCUCGACGAAUUCAACGUCAACGGCGCUGGUUAUGGUGCCACGUUGGUACCAGGAGGCAGCCGCAUGAGUCUUUCUAGCUACAACUCUCGGACAACUCGUGGCUCAGCUGCCCAACGACAGCAGCUCCCAGCCGGACUGGUUGCCUCCAGCAGCACACCUAGCAUGCCCCGGGGGUCUUUGGCGAGCCGAACAGCACCUAACUCGACUGUGCGAAGAAGCCGUGCCGAACAAUCCCAGGAUGCGGACAAAGACCGCACAGUUCGCGCUAGCAGUGUGAACCGCUUUUCACGUAUGUUGGGUUCAGUAACGGGCCGUACCUCGAGAAUGAGCGAGCCGCAACCUGUCGCCACUGCUCCUACUGUCGGGCGAACGAGAAGCGAGGGUGGAAGUAUCUACGACGCUAGCGUUGUCAGUGAUGGCCACAAAGACUCUGCCGAGGAGUUGAGACAGGAGAUGCUGCGGCAGGAGGAGGCCAUCUGGUCGGGAGGGCUGGAGAAUGUACGAGCUUGCUGUGAUGGCAAACACGACGUCUCGACACUCAGUCACAGCCAUCGCCACGCUUCUACCGGUGGUCAGGGCCAUCGAAACAUAGGCGCGAGUUUCAGUCUGAGAGGAUCAACGAGACGGCGAGAGCAGAGCUCAACGCCGGGCCCAGCUGCGCCUUCAGCGGCAUCAGCGAUGACCGCUACUACACCUACGAGACAGGCGGCUGCCGUCACGGCGUCAUAG